This is a messenger RNA of Australozyma saopauloensis, 2262 nucleotides long. RefSeq names its product DNA ligase (ATP). Gene Ontology annotation, biological process: DNA recombination; DNA biosynthetic process; Okazaki fragment processing involved in mitotic DNA replication. Gene Ontology annotation, molecular function: DNA binding; DNA ligase (ATP) activity; ATP binding. Gene Ontology annotation, cellular component: nucleus; mitochondrion. NCBI's taxonomy places the organism in Eukaryota, Fungi, Ascomycota, Pichiomycetes, Serinales, Metschnikowiaceae. Bases 1 to 2262 code for a protein of 753 amino acids. The transcript has a single exon. The record is from RefSeq and is a predicted model, not a curated record.
AUGUUCCUUCGAGCAGCACGCACUUGUCUUAGAUCCCAACCCUUUCUCUUCAGAAACCCCAUGGCUCAACAGCUGAUCCUCAAUUUUUUCGGCGGCCAAGCAAAGCCGAGCCCGAAACGGGCAAGCGCUUCUAAAAGCGAACAGCCUUCCAAGCUCCAAAAGGGAGUGAAUGGUGCGAAAGAUGUGAAUACUCCAGUUGCAACCGAGACUGGAACCAAAGAAACUGAAGUGGUCAGCAGUGAGAAGUUGAACGAUACUCGCGAUGAAAAAACGUCUGUUCUCAAAUCGGACGGUGAGGAAUUAGCCGGCGCGCCUGCCAUCACCGAAGAAGAUGCUUCAAAGCUCAUUAAACUCUCCGAAAAGGAACAUAAGCACCAAGAACCGUUGCCUGCGUCAAGCAAGAUUCCCUAUGCCAGACUCACAGAUGUUCUUGAACGCAUUGAACAGGAACCGGGCCGGUUGAAGAUGACUGCGAUGGUUUCUGAGUUCUUCCUAGAGGUCUUGGAACAGUUCCCUGGGCCAGAGAAAAUUACCCAUGUAGUGUACUUAUUCAUCAAUAGACUCGGGCCGGACUACGAGCCCGAUUUGGAGCUAGGCUUGGGUGAAACUCUUCUCAUCAAAGCCAUCAGUGAAUGUUACGGUAGAGGUGUAUCUAAGAUCAAGGAAGACUACAAGGAGGUUGGAGACUUGGGCUUGGUGGCCCAAAAGUCUCGUUCGGCGCAGCCUACGAUGUUCAAGCCUGCUCCAUUAGAUGUUGAUCUCGUAUUUGAGAAUUUGACCAAAAUUGCCAGAGCCACAGGAAAGGAUUCCCAGGCUCGUAAAAUCGGCAUCAUCAAACAGAUGCUCACUUCCUGCAACCUCAAAAGUAACGAGGCAAAGUUCUUGAUUCGUUCUUUGGAGGGAAAGCUACGUAUUGGGUUGGCUGAGAAAACUGUCCUAGUCGGCUUGGCUCAGGCAUUAUUGAACUUCGAAAACAAAUCCUCCAAGCGCAUUCUGCCUGAAACUUUGAGCAAAACAGAGGACAUCAUGCGUGAAGCUUUCUCCUUGAUCCCAAACUACGAAAUUAUCAUCAAAUCGGCCUUGACGUAUGGCGUAGCUAAUUUAUUGGAGCACUGUCAUUUGACUCCAGGUGUGCCCUUGAAGCCAAUGUUGGCAAAGCCAACAAAGUCUAUUGGAGAGGUUCUUGAUAGAUUUCAAGGCGAAGAAUUUACCUGUGAAUACAAAUAUGACGGUGAGCGUGCACAAGUGCAUCUUUUGGAGUCGGGAGAGGUCAGAGUUUACUCUCGUAAUUCAGAAGAUAUGUCAGAGCGCUAUCCUGAUCUCUUGUCAAUUGUGAAAGAUUUUGUCAGAGUCACUGAUGAGACAAAAGACAAGCCCAAGUCUAUGAUUUUGGAUUGUGAGGCUGUGGCCUGGGAUAGAGAGGCCAAAAAGAUUCUUCCAUUCCAGGUUCUUUCAACUAGAAAACGGAAAGAUGUUAAUGAAAAGGACAUCAAAGUCCAUAUUUGCCUCUUUGCUUUCGAUGUUCUUUGUUACAAUGGCGAAUCCUUCAUUACGCGCUCAUUCGGCGAAAGAAGAAAGUGUUUGAUGGAAAACUUUACUCCCAUGGAAGGCAAAUUCCAAUACGCCACAUCUAAGGAUUCCUCCGAUCUCAACGAAUUGCAAGCAUUUCUUGAUCAGUCUGUGAAGGAUUCUUGCGAGGGCUUGAUGGUCAAGAUGCUUCAUGGCCCAGAAUCUUUCUACGAGCCAUCGAAGCGUUCCCGGAACUGGUUGAAAUUGAAGAAGGAUUAUUUGGCCGGAGUGGGAGACUCUCUUGAUUUGGUCGUGGUUGGUGCUUACGUUGGCAAGGGUAAAAGAACAGGUUCCUACGGUGGGUUCCUCUUGGCUGCGUACAACGAUGACACUGGUGAAUAUGAGACUACUUGCAAAAUUGGAACUGGUUUCUCGGACGAAGAUUUGGUACUGCUAUAUAACAAACUCAAACCAAGUGAGAUUGCGCAGCCAAAACCAUUUUACGUCUACGACACCAAAAACUCAAACUCUGCUCCUGAUGUUUGGCUUGAACCAACUACCGUGUUUGAGAUUUUGAUUGCCGAUCUUUCUUUGAGUCCAAUUUACAAGGCCGCUCAUUCAGAGUACGGUAAAGGUGUAUCUCUUCGAUUCCCAAGGUUCAUAAGAACAAGGGAAGAUAAAGGAAUCGAGGAUGCCACAACAUCAACACAAAUCUCGGAGUUUUACGAAAGGCAGGCAAAUGUUACCAAGUAG